This is a messenger RNA of Galeopterus variegatus (Sunda flying lemur), 2904 nucleotides long. It is a transcript of the gene EFCAB14, whose product is annotated as EF-hand calcium binding domain 14. The transcript is spliced from 11 exons. The record is from RefSeq and is a predicted model, not a curated record. Lineage: Eukaryota; Metazoa; Chordata; Mammalia; Dermoptera; Cynocephalidae. Bases 879 to 2366 code for a protein of 495 amino acids. Gene Ontology annotation, molecular function: calcium ion binding.
AGCGCGUCGGGAGCAGCCGCGACCGGAACCGGAGCGGGGGCCGGAGUCGCGGCGGGAGUGGGGGCGGCGCGUGUGAGUUGCCGAAAGUCUCCCGUGCCGGAACACCUCAAACUCUGGGCGGGAGCGCUUCAGGUGGGCUGAGCCGCUGUCGCCCUCAGUACCGCGCCCCCCAGGCCCACACAGCGGGGCUGGGGACUCCCCAGGCGCGGGACUGGCUCCUCUCAGGCCGAGCCCUCCGAGCCGGGCUCUGGGUCUUCCUCGGUCUCGGGCUUCCUUGAAACUCAGGCCGGAGGCCGGAGAUCGGUGAUCAUCCCAUACCCCAGCCGGCUUUUUCUCGGCACCCCGGCAGUGUCGGGGUUGGAGCGGCUGGGAAGCCCCCUCUGUUGCCACCUCUCCAGCCUGGGAGGCACUAGCGCGUUCCUACUGUCUUGCUUUGCUUCUCUCCCUCUCCUCCAAUUCGAGAACAAGUUUCUUUUCCCUCUCCGUUGGAAAUCCUGCCCCGGAGUUCCAAAACACCUAUCGUGUGUCCUUAGAAAUAUUGCCUAUUUAUUAGGGUUGAGAAUCUCUCGUUCUUGGCCUGGCUUUUUCCUUUUCUCCUAUCUGACACUGCAUGCAGCGGGUCUUAUCCAUUUAGAUCACCGGCUCCCUGGCCGUCUCUAUGUAACUUCCCCCAACCCAUCUGAGUUCCAGUUUCCUCUGGGCUCCAGUCUUAGCUCCCAGCGGAUCUGGUCAGUCCCACCUCUGGGUGGGAGUGACCAGAGGGCUCUGGCCCAGGAUUCCCCAUCCUGGAAGGCAGCUCCAAGGCAACAAGAGAAUUGGGCGUGGGGUACGAACCUGGCAGCUCAGGAGUGGGCGCUCCACUCACCCCACACAAGAAGAUGAAAAAGCGCAAAGAGCUCAAUGCACUGAUCGGUCUGGCUGGGGACAGCCGGAGAAAAAAGCCCAAGAAAGGCUCCAGCAGCCACCGCCUGCUUCGCACUGAGCCUCCUGACUCAGAUUCUGAGUCCAGCUCAGAGGAGGAAGAGGAAUUCGGUGUGGUUGGAAAUCGCUCUCGCCUUGUCAAGGGAGACUAUUUACGAUGUUGCAAGAUCUGUUAUCCACUCUGUGCUUUUGUCAUCCUCGCUGCCUGUGUUGUGGCCUGCGUUGGCUUGGUGUGGAUGCAAGUUGCUCUCAAGGAAGAUCUGGAUGCCCUCAAGGAAAAAUUUAGAACAAUGGAAUCUAAUCAGAAAAGCUCAUUCCAAGAAAUCCCAAGACUUAAUGAAGAACUACUCAGCAAACAAAAACAACUUGAGAAGAUUGAAUCUGGAGAGCUGGGCUUGAACAAAAUCUGGAUAAACAUCACAGAAAUGAAUAAGCAGAUUUCUCUGUUGACUUCUGCAGUAAACCACCUCAAAGCCAAUGUUAAGUCAGCUGCAGACUUAAUUAGCCUGCCUGCCACUGUAGAGGGACUUCAGAAGAGUGUAGCUUCCAUUGGCAAUACUUUAAACAGCGUCCAUCUUGCUGUGGAGGCAAUACAGAAAACUGUGGAUGAACAUAAGAAAACCAUGGAAUUACUGCAGAACGAUAUGAAUCAGCACAUCUUGAAGGAGGCCACUGGAAGCAACCGGAUGAUUCCAUCGCCUUCAGCUACAUUAGAACUUGACAAUAAAACCCACAGUGAGAAUUUGAAACAGGAUAUCCUGUAUCUUCACAACUCUUUAGAGGAGGUAAACAGUGCCCUAGUGGGGUACCAGAGACAGAAUGAUCUUAAACUCGAGGGGAUGAAUGAGACAGUCAGUAAUCUUACCCAGAGAGUCAACCUGAUAGAAAGCGAAGUGGUUGCUAUGAGCAAGGUAGAAAAGAGAGCAAACCUGUCCUUCAGCAUGAUGGGUGACAGAGCUGCCACUCUGAAAAGAGAGUCAUUGGAUCAAGUGACCAACAGAACAGAUACAGUAAAAACCCAAAGCAUUAAGAAAGAAGAUAAUUCAAAUUCUCAGGUAUCCAAGCUAAGAGAGAAACUGCAGCUGAUCAGUGCUCUUGCAAACAAACCCGAGAGCAGCAGGCCUCCAGAGACCGCCAGUGAAGACCAAGUACAGAGUUUCACAGCAAAGCCAUCAGCAUUGCCAAAAUUUUCACAGUCUCUUGGAGACCACAUUGAGAAAGCUGCACAACUAAGGCCUAUCUCCUUACAGGGAAUCUCUAACAUUGAAGAUCUUCAGGAUUUAUUCCACAAGACUGGCCAGGACAUGGAUGGGAAGCUGACCUACCAGGAAAUCCAGAACUCCCUAGGUUCUGCCAUGCCAGAACCAGAGAGCUUGAGAGCAUUUGAUUCCAAUGGCGAUGGAAGAUACUCAUUCCUGGAGCUAAGAGUAGCUUUAGGUAUCUAGCCUCAUCAGGCAUAUUUUAGAAAUGGAUAUGUACUGUGUACUACCUAAUAUCUACUUACGUAACAAAAACAACCUUUUACUUACCCAUCAUUCCUCCAGACCUCCAAACUACUGUAGCAGACACAUUGCCACCUUUUAACUUGUUUGAAGAAGCUAUAUAAAAGUUAUUUUUUUAAAAGAAAAUAUGAUUUUCAGAAAUCUAUGAUUUCCUGAAACCAGUAAGAUAUUACAUUUUUAAAUUACUAGAAAAAAAUAAAGCCCUUUUUUUUUCCCUCUUUCCUUUUUUUGAGGGGAGGAGACCUUAUCUUUUAAAACUGGGAAAUGUGUAUAUAGAGAGAAUAAGCCACCUUUUAUAUUUCACAUAAACUUGCCUUAAAUUAGCUGCACUUUAUAGAGACUCAGAAAAUGUCUUUUCUUUAAAAGAUAGGCCUUUUCUGUUGUAAAUAUUUAAGAAUUGUGCAUAUUAUGUGGAAAGCAGGAAGAAUGGUUUUGAACAAAAUGUGAACAAAUGACUUGUUAUUAAAAAUUGCUCAUCUGA